GCAUUGUUAGACAAGACGUGGUUUCAGAGUUUCAAAAUUUACAUAUAGCGGUUCAGGUAGAGUCGGUGGACAACAAAUUUAAUUGACGGAACAACACCAUUUCCGUUGCGCGGGACUUGGGUGAAUUUCUUGCAAUUUAUUUCUCCCACGAAAUCGACACUAAAAGAUGGGGACCGAAUUGAGGACAUGGGUUUCAGAUAAAUUGAUGUCUCUUCUGGGGUACUCACAAUCCACAGUUGUCUCAUAUGUUCUUAAUCUUGCUAAGAAAGCUUCAUCAGCUGCCAAUCUAACAACUCAGCUUGUAGAUGAUAUGGGUAUGUCGUCCUCCAAUGAAACAAGAGUGUUUGCUCAAGAAAUAUUUUCCAGAGUUGAGCGCAAGACGACAGGGCCAAAUCUGUAUUUACAACAAGAAAGGGAGGCUGCAAUGUUGGCGAGGAAGCAAAAGACAUACACACUUUUGGAGGCUGAUGACGAUGAUGAGAAUAUUGGCGGUGUGGAAAUUAAUUCUGUUCCCUCUCAGACUAGGAAAGAGGAUUCCCGUAAAAAGAAGUUUAGGAGGAGGGUUGAAACCCAUGGAGACGAAGAUGAUGAGGUAGUGAGGGAUGAGGAGGAUGAAAGAAGGGUUAGGAGACGAACUUCCCAAGACCAAGGUGACAGUGACAACUCUGAGUCAGAAGAAGAAAUACUUCGGGACCAAAGAGAGAGGGAGGAGUUGGAACAACAUCUCAGAGAGCGAGAUGCUGCAGGGACUAGAAAGUUGGCAGAGCCAAAAUUAUCAAGGAAGGAGGAAGAAGAGGCAAUCAGGAGGUCUGAUGCAUUGGAGAGAGAUGACAUUGGAUCUUUAAGGAAAGUUUCAAGACAAGAAUAUUUGAAGAAAAGGGAGCAGAAGAAGCUCGAGGAACUCCGAGAUGAUUUAGAGGAUGAACAAUACUUGUUUGAGGGAGUGAAGCUAACAGAAGCAGAGCAACGUGAACUAAGGUAUAAGAAGGAAAUAUAUGAACUAGUUAAGAAGCAAACAGAAGAUACCGGUGACAUGGACGAGUAUAGGAUACCUGAUGCGUAUGAUCUUGAAGGUGGUGUAAAUCAGGAAAAGAGAUUUUCGGUGGCUUCACAGCGAUACCGGGAUCCAAAUGCUGCUGAAAAGAUGAACCCUUUUGCUGAACAAGAAGCAUGGGAGGAACAUCAGAUUGGGAAGGCGACACUUAAAUUUGGGUCAAAAGAUAGAAAGUCAAGAUCUGAGGACUAUCAAUAUGUUUUUGAAGACCAAAUUGAGUUCAUAAAGGCAGCAGUAAUGGAUGGUGUUAAUGUUGACCAAGAGCCUUCCACUGAGUCAAUAGAGAAAACUAUGGCCAAAUCAGCUUUUGAAAAACUCCAGGAGGAUAGGAAGACACUACCAAUGUAUCCCUACCGGGAAGAUUUGCUCCAAGCUAUUAAUGAUCAUCAGGUUCUUGUUAUUGUUGGAGAAACAGGCUCCGGGAAGACCACCCAGAUACCACAGUAUCUGCAUGAGGCGGGAUAUACCAAACGUGGGAAGAUUGGAUGUACUCAACCUCGUCGAGUUGCUGCAAUGAGUGUUGCUGCACGUGUUUCUCAAGAAAUGGGUGUCAAACUUGGCCAUGAGGUUGGCUACUCUAUUCGGUUUGAAGACUGUACCUCUGAGAAAACGAUUCUGAAAUAUAUGACUGACGGGAUGCUGCUGCGAGAAUUCCUUGGUGAGCCAGACCUAGCAAGCUAUAGUGUCAUCAUGGUCGACGAGGCACAUGAAAGAACACUUUCAACGGACAUUUUGUUUGGCUUGGUUAAGGAUAUUGCUCGAUUUCGGCCUGAUCUGAAGUUGCUAAUAUCAAGUGCUACUCUAGAUGCAGAGAAGUUCAGUGAUUAUUUUGACUGUGCUCCAAUUUUUAAAAUUCCUGGAAGGCGGUUUCCAGUUGAGAUACACUAUACGAAAGCUCCUGAGGCCGAUUAUUUGGACGCAGCAGUUGUUACCGCUCUUCAGAUCCAUGUAACUCAACCGCCGGGUGAUGGUGACAUAUUAAUCUUUUUGACUGGGCAGGAGGAGAUUGAAACAGCGGAGGAGAUCAUUAAGCACCGGAUAAAGGGUCUGGGGACAAAAAUUGCUGAGCUGAUAAUUUGCCCAAUAUAUGCGAACCUGCCAACAGAAUUACAAGCCAAGAUAUUUGAGCCCACUCCUGAAGGGGCUCGUAAGGUUGUCCUGGCUACAAAUAUUGCUGAAACAUCAUUGACAAUUGAUGGGAUUAAAUAUGUUAUUGAUCCGGGAUUUUCUAAGAUGAAGUCUUACAACCCUCGGACUGGAAUGGAGUCAUUACUGGUCACUCCUAUAUCAAAGGCGUCUGCAAACCAACGUGCUGGUCGAUCUGGAAGAACAGGUCCUGGAAAGUGCUUUCGGUUAUACACUGCAUAUAAUUACAUGAAUGAUUUGGAUGAUAACACAGUUCCUGAAAUACAAAGGACCAACCUUGCAAAUGUUGUGCUCUCUCUCAAGAGCCUUGGGAUUCAUGACUUACUAAAUUUUGACUUCAUGGACCCCCCACCAGCAGAAGCUCUACUGAAAGCACUGGAAUUGCUCUUUGCCCUUAGUGCACUUAACAAGCUUGGCGAGUUGACUAAAGUUGGUAGAAGAAUGGCUGAGUUUCCUCUAGAUCCCAUGCUGUCCAAGAUGAUUGUUGCCUCUGACAAGUACAAGUGCUCUGAUGAAAUAAUAAGUAUUGCCGCAAUGCUUUCUGUGGGAAAUUCAAUCUUUUAUCGUCCAAAGGACAAACAAGUCCACGCGGAUAAUGCUCGGAUGAAUUUUCAUGUGGGCAAUGUGGGAGAUCAUAUCGCUCUGCUAAAGGUCUACAGUUCCUGGAAGGAAACAAACUUUGCAACCCAGUGGUGCUAUGAAAAUUACAUCCAGGUUAGGAGUAUGAAGAGAGCUAGGGAUAUCCGAGAUCAAUUGGAAGGACUGCUGGAAAGGGUGGAAAUUGCGUUGACUUCCAAUGAAAAUGACUAUGAAGCUAUAAAGAAGGCUAUAACAUCAGGAUUUUUCCCCCACUCUGCAAAACUACAAAAGAAUGGAUCUUACCGAACUAUUAAACACCCCCAGACAGUUAACAUUCACCCUAGCUCAGGUUUAUCACAGGUUCUUCCCAGAUGGGUUGUUUAUCAUGAGCUGGUCCUGACGACUAAGGAGUACAUGCGGCAGGUUACUGAACUCAAACCAGAAUGGCUUGUAGAAAUAGCUCCUCAUUACUAUCAGUUGAAAGAUGUUGAAGACUCUAGCUCAAAGAAAAUGCCUCGAGGAAGUGGCCGUGCAUCUUAGGAUCAACCCCUUUCUUCUUUUACAAAGAGCGGUGUCAAGAGAGUGGCUUAUGCUAAGACUUGGAAAUUUGCCCAUUAUACUGCUCGGCACAAGGAUUCUGCUAACAGAGAAAGUCCAUGGACAUUAACUGAUACGAUUAGAUAGCUGUAUAUACGAUUAUGUAGACGCUUCAUAUAUAUAUUUUUUUCAUUUUUGUAGAUUUACGGCUGUAAUUCUCUGUAUGUGCCUCUUUCUGGUUACAGUAAGUUGCACGGGGGAAGCACAACUGUCUAAUUAAUGAGCUGCACCCCCUUUUAGUGAUUGAUACUCGGUGAAGAAAAUACCAUGAGUUUGGUAUGAUUUUGAGUUGACCAAAGAGAAUACUGGUAAUUAAUGAAGAAAACUAUUCCUGUUAUGCGCUACUUUAAACAAGAUUAUAUGUAUCUUUUCCCGUGUAAGCAUCACAUUGGAGUUAUGGAAUAGAUUAUACGAGGUGUGUAAGUA
Messenger RNA from Lycium barbarum (goji berry), 3802 nucleotides. RefSeq names its product pre-mRNA-splicing factor ATP-dependent RNA helicase DEAH1-like. The coding region runs from base 167 to 3319 and encodes 1050 amino acids. The record is from RefSeq and is a predicted model, not a curated record. Gene Ontology annotation, molecular function: RNA binding. The transcript is spliced from 27 exons. Lineage: Eukaryota; Viridiplantae; Streptophyta; Magnoliopsida; Solanales; Solanaceae. Gene Ontology annotation, cellular component: intracellular anatomical structure; catalytic step 2 spliceosome.